AUGAAGAUGAAGGAGCUGCUCCUCUUCCUCUCCUGUGUCCUCUGUGUCUCUGCUGACGUUCUUCAUGAGGACGUUUAUAUCACUGGCUGUUCAGACUCUGAUGGAGAGGACAUGUAUGGACUGGAUGGUGAAGAGAAAGCCUACGCAGACUUCAACAAAAAGGAGAUGAUCUACCCUCAGCCUCCUUUUAUUGAUCCUUUCACUUACCAGGAAGGAGUUUAUGAAUUAGCAGUGGCUGAGCAACAGACCUGCAGACAGAACCUGAAGGUUGAUAUGCAGGCAUAUAAGAACCCUCCACUGCAGCGUGAUGCUCCUUCAGCUGUGAUGAUCUACAGCAGAGAUGAGGUGGAGUUUGGAGAGGAGAACACUCUGAUCUGUCACGUGACUGGUUUCUAUCCUGCUCCUGUCAACGUCUCCUGGACCAAGAACGGACAGAAGGUCACUGAAGGAUCCAGCAUCAACGUUCCCUAUCUAAACAAAGAUUGGACCUUCACCCAGAUCUCCAGACUGCAGUUCACCCCACAGCAGGGAGACAUCUACAGCUGUGCAGUGCAACAUCUGGCCCUGACAGAACCACUGACCAAAAUCUAUGAGGUGGAGGCGUCCGCUCGCUCUGAUCCAGGUGUUGGACCCUCUGUGUUCUGUGGAGUGGGUCUGACUCUCGGUCUGCUCGGUGUGGCUGCUGGAACCUUCUUCCUCAUCAAAGGAAACGAGUGCAGCUGAUUGGCUCACAGUGAUGAUGUC
This is a messenger RNA of Maylandia zebra (zebra mbuna), 744 nucleotides long. The record is from RefSeq and is a predicted model, not a curated record. NCBI's taxonomy places the organism in Eukaryota, Metazoa, Chordata, Actinopteri, Cichliformes, Cichlidae.